AUGCAAGUGGCUGUGGGCUUAUGCAUCUGCAACCCGGGGCACUUUGGCAUCGACUGCUCGCUCUCCAAAGCAGGGCCCAGGGACCGCACGCGUGUCGUGCCUGCACCCCCCUUCUCCUGGCCGGAAGGCCUAUCUCUCCCCACGCCCGCCCCUGCCUCCUCACCUCUCAUCUACAUCUACGACCUUCCCCCACACGUCACCUCCUGGUCCCUGCUGCUCGGCAUACCCCCCUCCUCACCCUUACUCUCCACCUUUUCCGCACCCUCUCAUUCUCCUGGCCCGAAGGCUGGUGAGGGGGGAGACGAUGGGGGACGAGUGGGCGGAAGGGGAGGGGGAGAGGGCGGAGGGGAGUGGGAGGGGGGAGCGGAGGGGGUAGCGGCAGUGCUGUUCUUGGAGCGUCUAUUGAGGAGUCCCUUCCGCACUGCAGACCCCUAUGCUGCUCACUUCUUCCUCAUCCCAGUGCUCCCCUGGGCGGGAGCAGCGUCCAUCCUACGAGCAGUGCACUACGUGAGACGCGUCUGGCCCUUCUGGUCUAAUUCCAACGGAGCCAAUCACCUUAUCCUCACCACCAUCACCGCCGCCGCCCCUACUCACAGCCCCGUCUGCACGCUCACUCUAGACAAAUCCCGCCACCCGCUGCUCGCCCGCUGCUCGUUCCUGGCGAUUCCAGUCGCAGAUACUACCUUCCCCAGCUAUCCCUUUUUUCAAGACUCACCUGAGACUGACAAAACUGCUGCCGCUCCUGCCAACGCCACCAGCAGCAGCAGCGGUAGCAGCAGGGGAAACCAGUCAUCAUCACUCCCCUGUUUCCUGCCCACUCAAGACCUUCUGCUGCCUCCUGCUCUUCCUCCCAUUGCCCUAACUCGCUCCCUCUUCGCUCUCCGUCCCCCAACCAAGCAACCCACUCGUGGUACCCUCCUGCUGUUCAGUGACUGGGGUGUGGGGGAAUGGACGGGUGAGAGUGUGGGGAGCGGUGGUGUGGGAGCGGGGAGCAGUGAGUCGGGGGAUGGUGGAGUGAAGGAGGUGAGGGAUCGCAUGAUGGGGGGGUUGAAAGAAGAAGAUCACAAGGGGAAAGUGAUUGUGCUGUCACAGGAGAAUGGCAGCAGCAGAAGCAGAAGCAGCGAUAACAGUGGUAAUGGUGUUGGCGACGGUGGCGGGAGCGGCAGUUUUGGGCUGGAAGCAGUGGUUGAUGCAGCACUGGAGAGCGUGUUCUGCGUGGUGUUGCCUGCCUGGACACACACACUGGAACCCUCUCUUUUUGUCCUGCACGGCUGCAUUCCCGUCUUUAUACAGCACGACGAGGAAGGAGAUUUAUUACCUCCACAGUCACUCCAAAACAGCACCGUUUUGGAUUGGUCCGAGUUCUCGGUGAUGCACCCUGCUUCACAAGCACACGUCCUCGUUACAAGCCUCCUCGAAAUCCCGCAAGAGGAUAUUGAUAGGCGGCGCAAAGAAAUGGGUAGAAUUUGGAGCAAGCUCGUGUGGACAAGCCCGUCGUUCAACCUGCUUGCUCUUCUUCCUGCGGAUGACCAACGUCGACUCACGCCAUUGCUUGCAGCAGACGAUGUCUUUCAGACCAUUGUUGCCAAACUGCAGAAAAGGUUGGAGAAAUAA
Molecule: messenger RNA, 1614 nt
Organism: Closterium sp. Naga37s-1
Lineage: Eukaryota; Viridiplantae; Streptophyta; Zygnematophyceae; Desmidiales; Closteriaceae
Source: the annotation of a GenBank genome assembly